AUGAUCUGUGAACAGGGGCGAACGGAAGAAGACCUGCUGGCCUUCAUCAUCACCUUCCUCUCCGGCGUCACAAACAAAGAUGGCAACGACAAUGAGAGGGUUGAAAAUGAGACCAAUGGCGUCCUGGACUCUGACGAACACGUGGCGGCGGAGGAUGACAGCAGCAGAGGAUGUUCGGCGGUGACGGCGCUGCUUCACUUCUUCCUGUUAGCUACCUUCAUGUGGAACAGCGUGUACGCCACGCAGGAGGUGCUGCUCUUUCGCAAGAUACACCACAAGCUGCCGCCAUACUGGACGCCGCUCAGCGCCACCAUAGGAUGGGGAGUCCCAGCUGUUGUCAUGGCGAUCACACUGGGAAUCACCUACAGCAUGGACAACCCUCUGGGAUAUAGACAGGAGGAAUUUUGCUGGCUGGCAGCGCUGGAUAAAUCCAAAAACUUUGACUAUGGGAAGCCAAUGUUUUGGGGUUUCGUGCUUCCUAUCGGUUUGAUUCUGAUCUACAACGUCGUCCUGUUGGUUCUGGUCUCUCGGUACGACAACUCCUUCAAGAGCAUCAGGAAGUUACUGAACACUUUCUCUCUGGCUGUGUUACUCGGUCUGUCCUGGACUCUGGGUUACCUGGUGCUGGUUACCGAGGGAACUGCCCACGAGGUGCUCAGCUACCUCUUCUGCAUCGGCACCACCACACAGGGGCUCCUUAUAUUCGUCCUGUUCACCGCCAUUAAGCCAAGCUUCAGAGGCCGCGUGUUGCGAUCCGUUCGGACCAUCUCAUCUGUCAACAUCCAACUCAAACAGUUUAAAUAUAGUCUGCAGAGAGACUGGACCAGCUCUAACGAGUCCUACAGAGUCCGGAUAGACUAA
Perca flavescens (yellow perch) is the source of this 861-nucleotide messenger RNA. Its product is annotated as adhesion G-protein coupled receptor G7-like. Gene Ontology annotation, biological process: G protein-coupled receptor signaling pathway; cell surface receptor signaling pathway. Gene Ontology annotation, cellular component: membrane. Gene Ontology annotation, molecular function: G protein-coupled receptor activity. The coding region runs from base 1 to 861 and encodes 286 amino acids. NCBI's taxonomy places the organism in Eukaryota, Metazoa, Chordata, Actinopteri, Perciformes, Percidae. The record is from RefSeq and is a predicted model, not a curated record. The transcript is spliced from 6 exons.